AUGUUUGAUUUCGAGGGCGUGAUAUUUGAUUCGUGUCCAGCGUUCAUGUCGAUGAAAUCGGGCGGCGACGCGCUGACGGCGGUGAUGCGGCAACCGCUCGCGCUCGUCGUGCGAUUGACAUUCUACGCGCUGGUUUUAGUGCUCGCGACUGUGCAUCUAUGCACGGGGACGUACGAUCAAAUGUUGACGAGGAAGUUUUGGACGACGAUGCUGAACAUGCCGAACGAAAAGAAGGAGUUGUAUAUUUAUUCCCUAAGUGAUACGUUGACGGAUCCGCAGAAGCUCGAGGCGUUAAUCGCUCAUCGAGCGAAAAACUCGGCAAACGUCAAGGUGCUCUGUUUCGAGCAGUCGCCGCACUGCGCGCAUUUGAGAAAGCAUCCGGACGAGUACGUCAAGGCGUUGCGCGAAUUCAUCGUGUAG
Messenger RNA from Ostreococcus lucimarinus CCE9901, 420 nucleotides. RefSeq lists its product with no specific name. NCBI's taxonomy places the organism in Eukaryota, Viridiplantae, Chlorophyta, Mamiellophyceae, Mamiellales, Bathycoccaceae. The record is from RefSeq and is a predicted model, not a curated record. The coding region runs from base 1 to 420 and encodes 139 amino acids. The transcript has a single exon.